AAUCCAAUGAAUCAAUGAUGAUACUCUAAGAAAAUGACCCUCUUUUUUUAGACUAAAUUAACUUAAAAAGAGUUGUGUUUUUUUGGUUUUAAUGUACAUUUUCUCAUCAACUUCCCCUGUUCUUUUACUCUGCUUUUCCCUUGUAUAAUUACUAAGCUUAUGCCAAGCUUAGUUAACAAACAAGAAUGGCUGCACCUAAAGGAGAUGAUCUCGGCCCGUUUCCGGUGAAAGAACAGCUUCCCUUCAUUGAUUUUUGCCUCACUAGCAAUCCUCCUUGGCAUGAAGCCAUCAUUCUUGGGUUUCAGCAUUUUUUAGUAAUGCUUGGGACUACAGUUAUGAUCACAUCCAUACUUGUUCCUCAAAUGGGAGGUGGACCGGUUGAAAAGGCUCGUGUGAUACAAACUUUGCUCCUUGUAUCAGGAUUAAACACUCUUUUGCAAACUCUAGUUGGUUGCAGGACAUCAGUAGUCAUAGGAGGUUCAUAUGUGUUUAUAAUUCCUGCGAUCUCAAUAAUAUUUUCUGAUCAUUUUGGCAGGAUCAUUGAUCCACAUGAGAGGUUCGUGCAUACAAUGAGAGCGCUCCAAGGAGCACUAAUGUUUUCAUCAAUACUUCCCGUGGUAAUUGGUGUUUUGGGAUUGUGGAGGAUUGCUAUAAGGAUCUUAAGUCCACUUUCUGCCAUUCCUCUUGUUACUCUAACUGGACUCGGCCUAUUCCAAUUUGGUUUCCCUCAGCUAGCUAAAUGCAUUGGAGUCGGACUUCCAGCUCUCGUUGUCAUGAUUUUUAUCUCCCAGUACUUAGCAGCCUUGUUGAAACCACUACAAGCCUGUUGUCGCAGAUAUGCAGUAUUAGCAACAGUUGCCCUUAUAUGGGCAUUUGCUGCAGUCCUAACUGCAGCUGGUGCUUUCAAACAAAGCUCCCCCAAAACUCAAUUCUACUGUCGUACUGAUCGUUCUAAUCUUAUCAGUGCUGCUUCUUGGAUAAGAUUCCCUUAUCCCUUCCAAUGGGGACGUCCAACUUUGAAUGCUGCAAAUGGUUUCGCUGUAAUGGCUGCUGCUUUUGUAUCUAUGGUUGAGUCUACAGGCACAUUUAUAGCAGUAGCAAGAUUUAGCAGUGCUACACCAAUGCCGCCUUCAGUUGUUAGCCGUGGGAUUGCCUGGCUGGGUGCAGGACACUUUCUGAAUGGCAUAUUUGGUGCAAUUUGUGGCCCAACUGCAUCAGUUGCAAAUUCAGGACUUCUGGGACUAAACCAAAUUGGAAGUCGUCGAGUCACUCAAAUAGCAGCUAUUUUCAUGCUUUUCUUUUCAAUUUUAGGAAAAUUUGGGGCAAUCCUAGCUUCAAUACCACUACCAAUAUUUGCAGCUGUUUACUGCAUUCUCUUUGCUUAUGUUGUAUCAGCAGGGCUAGGAUUUCUGCAGUUCUGCAACCUGAACAGCUUCAGAACAAAGUUCAUACUAGGAUUCUCUCUUUUUAUGGGCCUUUCAGUUCCACAGUACUUCAAUGAAGUGCUUUUGGUUACUGGUCACACUCCUGUCAACACAAAAUCAAUGGCUUUUAACAGCAUGUUACAAGUGAUCUUCACCUCUCCUGCAACCGUGGGAGGCAUCAUCGCGUUGUUGUUGGACAUAUCUCUCCACCGAAGUCAUACCGCAACACGAAAAGACAGUGGUAGACACUGGUGGAAAAAGUUCAGGUCAUAUGAUGCAGACACUAGAAGUGAAGAGUUUUAUUCACUUCCUUGGGGACUCAACAAAUACUUUCCAUCUAUUUAAUCACACUAGUCACUAAGUUAAAUGCAAAGUAUGAUAAAUCAGGAGUUAUAGUUUGAAUCUAAAAUUUUAUUUCGUGUUAGUAUACAACAGUUUGAUGUAUAUCUGUAAAAAAAAAAAAUCAAUACUUGAUGAAAAUGCUAGUAUAAAUAUGAAGGUGACACAAGAGAAGAUAUACUAUGUAGAGGAGGCAUGAUUAACUAAUAAGAUCCCUAAUCUAUGCUUGUUUAAGCUAA
Spinacia oleracea (spinach) is the source of this 2002-nucleotide messenger RNA. RefSeq names its product nucleobase-ascorbate transporter 4. The transcript is spliced from 14 exons. Gene Ontology annotation, cellular component: membrane. NCBI's taxonomy places the organism in Eukaryota, Viridiplantae, Streptophyta, Magnoliopsida, Caryophyllales, Amaranthaceae. The record is from RefSeq and is a predicted model, not a curated record. Gene Ontology annotation, biological process: transmembrane transport. Bases 186 to 1769 code for a protein of 527 amino acids. Gene Ontology annotation, molecular function: transmembrane transporter activity.